GAGCAAGGCAAGAUUGGUGUAGUCUUCAACAUUGGCACAGUGGACAUCUCUAUUAAAGAGGAAAGCACACCUGUAAAUGAUGGCAAAUACCAUGUGGUACGCUUUACCAGGAAUGGUGGCAAUGCCACACUUCAGGUUGACAGCUGGCCAGUGAAUGAACACUACCCAACAGGCAACACUGAUAGUGAACGGUUCCAAAUGGUAAAACAGAAAAUCCCCUUCAAAUAUAACCGGCCUGUAGAGGAGUGGCUGCAGGAAAAAGGACGACAGUUAACGAUCUUCAACACCCAGGCGCAAAUAGCCAUAGGAGGGAAGGACAGAGGACGUCUCUUCCAAGGCCAGCUCUCCGGUCUCUAUUACAAUGGCUUGAAAGUGCUGAACAUGGCAGCAGAGAAUAACCCCAACAUUAAAAUCAAUGGAAGUGUCCGACUUGUUGGGGAAGUCCCUUCCAUCUUGGGAACAACACCCACAACCUCUGUGCCACCGGAAAUGUCUACUACAGUCAUGGAAACCACAACUACGAUGGCCACCACUACAACCCGAAAAAAUCGUUCACCACCCAGCAUCCAG
Molecule: messenger RNA, 570 nt
Organism: Tauraco erythrolophus (red-crested turaco)
Lineage: Eukaryota; Metazoa; Chordata; Aves; Musophagiformes; Musophagidae
Source: RefSeq, a predicted model, not a curated record